UUUUAAAUUCUCAUAUUAUAUAAUAUUACACCAACCCGCUUUGUUCUAGCCAGGGCAAGAAGGGGAAGAAGAAGAAGAAGAUCAGAACCAACAAGAGAGAGAAAGUGAGGAUAGUCAGUUACUGCACAUUCCAUUGCAGCUCAUAAUAUUAUACCUUCUUCCUUCUUUCCUUCCUUCCUUCAAUCUUCUCCGAUCUUCUUCUUCUGCUUUCUCUUCCAUUAUUAACUGUUGGUAGCUCAGAGGGAGAGAGAGAGAGAGAGCAAGCAAAUGGGGCAUCACUCAUGCUGCAGCAAGCAGAAGGUGAAGAGAGGGCUGUGGUCACCUGAGGAAGAUGAGAAGCUCAUCAACUACAUCUCCACCUAUGGCCAUGGCUGUUGGAGCUCUGUCCCCAAGCUUGCAGGCCUACAAAGAUGUGGGAAGAGUUGCCGGCUCCGGUGGAUAAACUAUCUCAGACCCGACUUGAAGCGUGGGAGCUUCUCCCAGCAAGAAGCGGCUCUCAUCAUCGAGCUCCAUAGCAUUUUGGGCAACAGGUGGGCUCAGAUAGCGAAGCAUUUGCCGGGUAGAACGGACAACGAGGUGAAGAACUUCUGGAACUCGAGCAUUAAGAAGAGGCUGUUCAUGUCUCAUCCUCACGAUCACCACCACCAUCAUCAAUAUGUUCAUGCCCCCCCUCAUCCUGUCUCUGGCUUCCCCCACGAUCAUCAUCCUAUAGCUCCAAACCCUAGUUAUUAUGAUGAAGCUCAUGGGGGGAGCUUUCUCAGCUCGCUCCAUUCCCAAACCAACCUGAUACUGGCAGCUGCGGCUCAACAGGACCAAGUCAUGCAACGGGCAAAUGCUGCCACUCCUAUGCCAAGCAACCUCGAACUCGAUGAGAUGAGUAACAAUUUCAGUGCAGCUGUCGGUGCUAUCACUUUGAACUCACUUCAGCUGCCUGAAUUGUACGCUCCAUCGUGCGAUAACCCCUUAUGGUCUCUCCAAUUCCCGCUCCUUCACCAUCAGGCUGAUCCUUGCAACCAAGUGCCUCCGGAUCAAAUGCCAGUCUGUGUCGAGGGAGCUCAUCAAAUCAUAGCUGAUACUGGAGAUACGGCGUAUGUUGAUUCGCUGUGUACGGUGGUACAAGGCUAUGAUGAUGAAAAUUAUCACAGCAAUAUCACAUCUUCCACCGUACUUACAAUGCCCAAGCUAUGCGACAUGGUAAUGCCGAUAUCCUCAUCUACUUCUCAAGAAAUAAACCCGGUCUCCUUUCUCCAGAACGGAUUUUACCAUCAAGACCCCCUGUACAUGUCACAAUAUGAGAUGGAUGACUACAUCGACACGGUCGUGUCUUCGCUACCUCCAUCAUCAUCGUCUUCAUAAUCACCACCAUCAUCACCGUCACAAUCGCAGUUAUCAAGCGGUCUAUUAUUUGCUACAAACCCUAGUCCUACCUUCGCUUUUCCGGGCCCGGGUCAACUUCAGCAGCCCCCACCACCUGCGGAUUCGAAAUAGCUACCAGUUCAUUGCUGCUACUGUGAACGAGAAUUCAAUUAAUACGCGUGACAGCGAUUUUAAUUCCUUUGGAUUUUUAUCUGAAUAAGGUAUAGUGGCGAGGUUAAAUAUGGGGAAAGGCCUACGAGGAUUACCAGCUCCUGGGAUCCCGCAGAAAAGAGGGAUACCUCUCUGCAAUUUCAUAAAGAUUUGUGUAAGUUCCUUCACAUGCAUUUACAUGUAUGUUUCCUUUUGAUUCUAUAUAUUUGUAUCGUAUCCCCAUUCUAUAUAUAUAUAUAUAUAUAUAUAUGAAUAAACAAUUUCUCUC
Messenger RNA from Punica granatum (pomegranate), 1795 nucleotides. Lineage: Eukaryota; Viridiplantae; Streptophyta; Magnoliopsida; Myrtales; Lythraceae. The record is from RefSeq and is a predicted model, not a curated record.